Molecule: messenger RNA, 2305 nt
Organism: Linum tenue
Lineage: Eukaryota; Viridiplantae; Streptophyta; Magnoliopsida; Malpighiales; Linaceae
Source: the annotation of a GenBank genome assembly
GUGGACUGUGAUAGCGGGAUAACUGUCUCGUCAUUUCAAAUUGGGCUUAACUUUCUCCUGCGGGCUGCGGCCUUCAUUUUCUGGUUCGGCCCGCUCAGCCUUCUUCCACUAUUUCAGUCUGCUUCGGUGCUUAAAGAUGGCGUGUUUAACUGUCUCCCGCGAAGAAAAAUCAACAAUUUCCCAUCCUCCUCGAUAAUCUCAUCAUAACUGCACUAUACAUUUCUGCCGUCCACCGCCGUCUCCCGAAAAGAUGGAGAAAUCCGGCUACGGGCGGGACGGCAUUUACCGAUCACUCCGCCCGACGCUCGUCCUCCCCAAAGACCCAAACCUCUCCUUGGUCGAUUUCCUCUUCCGAAGCUUCAAUUCACACUCUCACAAGCCGGCUCUCCACGACGCCGAUUCCUCCCUCUCCCUCACCUUCUCCGACCUCAAAUCCACCGUCUCCAAGUUCGCCAACGGGAUCCGCCACCUGGGUAUCUCCAGAAACGACGUCGUCCUCAUCUUCGCCCCCAAUUCGUACCAGUUCCCAAUUUGUUUCCUCGCCGUCGCUUCGUUCGGCGCCGUCGCGACCACCGCGAACCCUCUCUACACCACCGCAGAGCUCGGGAAGCAGAUCAAGGACUCCAAUCCGAAGCUGAUCAUCACCGUUCCCGAAUUGUGGGAGAAGGUGAAGGGAUUUGACUUACCGGCCGUCUUUCUUGGGUCGCCGGAGCAACUACAACGAGAUGCUCUCCCGGUUGGAGUCAGAACCUUCCAUCAGGUGGUGGAGCUGGGUGGGUCGGUGGAUUACCCGGAGAUUAGGGUGAAGCAGAGCGAUACGGCGGCGCUUUUGUAUUCCUCGGGGACGACUGGGGUAAGCAAAGGUGUGGUUCUGACUCACCGGAAUUUCAUCGCGGCGGCGAUGAUGAUCACCAUGGAUCAGGAGGUGGCAGGGGAACCGGACAACGUUUACCUCUGCUUCUUGCCGAUGUUCCAUGUGUUUGGAUUGGCUGUCAUCACUUACGCGCAGCUGCAGCGAGGGAGUGCGGUGGUGACAAUGGCGAAAUUCGACUUGGAAAUGGUGUUGAAGGCUGUGGAGAGGUACAGAGUCACCCACAUGUGGGUUGUCCCGCCGGUGAUGCUUGCUCUGGCUAAACAGAGCUUGGUUAAGAAGUAUGAUCUGUCGUCGUUGAGGGAGGUUAGCUCUGGAGCAGCUCCAUUGGGGAAAGAUCUCAUGACGGAAUGUUCGAGGAAUCUCCCCAAUGUUGCAAUUUUUCAGGGAUAUGGAAUGACAGAAACUUGUGGGAUUGUUUCGGUGGAGAAUCCAAGGGUAGGGCCUAGGCAUUCUGGUUCAGCUGGAACAUUAGGUGCAGGGAUUGAGAGCAAAAUUGUUGGUGUAGAUACUGUGAUGCCUCUUCCUCCAAAUCAGCUUGGAGAAAUAUGGGUUCGAGGACCCAAUAUGAUGCAAGGUUAUUUCAACAAUCCACAGGCUACGAAGGAGACUAUAGACAAGAAGGGUUGGGUACAUACUGGAGAUCUCGGGUACUUCGACGAUAACGGACAGCUAUAUGUUGUGGACAGAAUCAAAGAGCUCAUCAAAUACAAAGGCUUUCAGGUUGCACCAGCUGAGUUAGAAGGACUGCUAGUUUCUCACCCUGAGAUACUAGACGCAGUUGUCAUCCCUUAUCCUGAUGCUGAAGCCGGUGAAGUCCCCGUUGCCUACGUGGUUCGCACUCCCAACAGUUCGCUGACCGAAGAAGAAGUUCAGAAAUUCAUUGCCAAUCAAGUGAGUUCAGUUACUUCAAGUGACUUUACACUGAAGUUCACAGCUUUUCCCUCCUUGCUUACUUGGGUUCUUGGGAUGUUGUUGCUUGCAGGUUGCACCUUUCAAAAGACUGAGGAAGGUGACAUUCAUCAGCACUGUGCCUAAAUCAGCUUCAGGGAAGAUCCUCAGAAGAGAACUCAUCCAGAAAGUAAGGUCCAAAAUAUGAGAGCUAGGGGUCAAAGUACCACUUGUGUUCACUGUAGAUACCAGGAGGAGAAGUGAAGUGGCAAAUGGCAGUUCAGAACAUUAGUUUGGUGUUCUAGUUGGUGGGUAUACUUUUAUAUACAUGGAAACAAAAGGAAGAACGAUUACUCUUUAAUUGUUUACAGAUGAAAAGAAACAUGAGUGUUGAUUGGAUCUUGUUCAUGAUCUAUGUCUGUCCACAGGCACACCUGCUGUAAUAAUUGAAGUUAGGGUUGGGUAGGUCAAUGGGACAUUCCACUGUGUGGUGUUUUAUGUGUAAAUCCAGAUUUGUAUGGAACAAUAUUCUGUUGUUUGGAC